Molecule: messenger RNA, 237 nt
Organism: Dovyalis caffra
Lineage: Eukaryota; Viridiplantae; Streptophyta; Magnoliopsida; Malpighiales; Salicaceae
Source: the annotation of a GenBank genome assembly
AUGCUAGGAGUGGUUAGUUCUACUAAAGGUAAUGUAGAUAAUAGUGGUUCGGUUGAGGGAAAUAUGGGAGGUGGUGGUCAUAGUAAGGGCAAUCCGAUGAGUGGUUGUUUUAAUGAGGGCAAUAUGGGUAGUGGUGGUGUUGUUGAGGGCAAUAUGGGUAAUUGUGGUUUUGUUAUGGGCAAUGUGGGUAGUGGUGACGCUAUUGAGGGAAAUACAAGAAAUGGUGGUAGUGCUUAG